CAGAGCAGGCAGAUCACUAUGGGAUAGUAAGCCUGCAGGGAGACAAUGUGAUGCCUCUGAUGUUCUGUUAAAAGAGAAAGGAAUCUUUCUGUAUUUCAGUAGUCUAGCACAGCUGGGAGGCAACAUGUUUCUCAGUUUGAGUUGGUUUUGCUGUUUGGCAUUAGUGGGUCUACCUCUGGUAUGCAGUUCCUGUAUUUCACAGUGUAGCUGUUUCUACCAUAACCUCAGUGAUGGGUCUAAAGCAAGGAGUGUUCUCUGUAACGACCCGGAGAUAUCUUCAGUACCAGCGAACUUUCCUUUAGAUACCUCCAAAUUACGAAUUGAGAAGACAGCUAUUAAGAGGGUUCCAAGUGAAGCCUUUCAUUACCUCUCUAACCUGGAGUUUCUCUGGAUGUCCUUUAAUUCUCUGUCGACUGUGAAUGCGGACAGUUUCCGUGGUCUGUACAAUCUAGAGGAGCUAAGACUGGAUGGCAAUGCCCUCACUUAUUUUCCCUGGGAAUCAAUCGUCGACAUGCCUAACCUACGGCUACUUGAUUUGCACAACAAUCAACUUACUUCUAUGCCAUCAGAGGCAAUGGUUUACAUGAAAAACAUCACAUACUUGGAUCUAUCCAGCAAUAAUUUGGUUACUGUACCUUCAGAACUAAUGGCAACUUGGCUGAGUGUGAAGCCAACCCAAGGUGCCUACAUUGACAAUUCAAAAAUUAUUCUAGGCCUCCAUGACAAUCCCUGGUUUUGUGACUGUCGGCUUUAUGAUCUGGUAAAUUUUCUGAAGUCUCCAUCAUCUUCAGUGGCAUUUAUAGAUGCCAGACUGAGAUGUUCUCAACCCGAGAGUCUCUCUGGAGUCUUGUUUAGUGAGUUUGAACCGAGGCAAUGCCAAAUGUCAACAGUACACACUGCUGUUGCCCGAGUAAAGACUCCAGUGGGUAACAAUGUAAUACUCCGAUGUAGCACCAUUGGAGUACCAAUCCCAGAGUUCACAUGGAGAAGAGUUGAUGGAAAACAACUGAGUGGGACAGUGCAACAGGAAAUCUCAAAAGAGGGGAUCAUUUGGUCUAUAUUUAGUAUACCUGCUGUAUCAUAUCAUGACUCUGGCAAAUAUCUCUGCAGAGCAACAAACUUUGUGGGGAGUGCCGAAGCUAUAAUUUCUCUUGUGAUAACGGAUGUUGCAAAAGCCGAAAAUCAAACCACUACCCCCACAAAAAAAACACGGAUUAAGAGACCCAAUGGAGUGGGGAAAGCUGCUUACCAAGAAAAGCUGGUGGCUAGGUAUGUCGUUCCAACCACAACUUCACAAACACCAAACAUUAAGCCCCUUGGUUAUACUGAAAAGUAUGCAGAACUAGAAAAUCAUAGCAUCGCUAAAAGUAGAAUAAAUGGACAGACAUCUGAGCCAAACAGUAGCAAUGGCCCACAGGAUAGGAACAAAACUAAUGUGAGUAGCCUUCCAGCAAACACUUCUUCUCUCCAACAGGAGCUGGAACAAGUGGUUAGGUCGGUAAAGAUAAUUGGGGACACUGAUCAUACAGUUACUUUGACCUGGAGAGCUCCUACAGCUAAAAACACCACAAUUUUUAGUGUCCUGUAUGCUAUCUUCGGAGAAAGGGACAUGCGCAGAAUUAAUGUCGGCCCAAGCAAGAACAGGAUCACCAUUGAUGGACUCAUGCCAAAGACAAAGUACAUUGCCUGUGUGUGCGUCAAAGGGCUGAUCCCCAAAAAAGAGCAGUGCAUAAUCUUCUCAACAGAUGAAGCUGCCAGUGCCAGUGGAACCCAAAAGCUCAUCAAUGUAGUUGUAAUCACUGUUGCCUGUGUAAUAGCCGUGCCCCUGACACUGAUCGUCUGCUGCGGGGCACUAAAAAGGCGCUGCAUAAAGAUGUUUGAGAGAAAGGCAAAAGAUAUCCAAGACUCCUAUGUCACAUUUGAAGCUUUGUCCCCAGGCCCCAAGGCAAAGGGUCUAGAAGGUGAAUAUUUGACAAGAGUCAGCCCAGAAGAGUCUAACCGUCUUCUCUCAGCCAGGUCCAGUCUGGAUUCAGAAGUCACUGUUAAAAUCGAAGGGCAGCCCAAUGAGUAUUUCUGUUGAUAACCACUUUCAUCAUCAGCAAUUAAAAAGGAGUUUUGUUGGCCGUUGAGCAUUUUGCCUGUGUGAGAGCAGCAAUUGCACCAAAUGCAUGAACACAGAUAUGGAAAUGUAUCAGGUUCAUUGCAUUGUUAAUAAGGAUUUUCCUCCUGUUGUAGGUGCUAUUCACAAUAUCGCAAUAUCGGGUAUGAUCAGGUUUUAAACACAAAGCUCUUGCAAUCCUGAGACAAGGCCAUGCACCUAUGAAAUGUUAAAAAGGGAAUAUUUCAAAUUUGUUGACAGUUUUACAGUAAAUAUGGUAACCUUUUUCAGUCCAUAUUGACAUGUAAAAAAAAUCUAAAUUCCCUAUCUUUCAUUUGCUAUGUAUCUGUAAUGUUUUAGAAACUACGAAACCAGUUGCCUCACAUCCAUUUAUUAUGACUUUGGGGGAGAAAACUUAAUGUAAUAUGAAUAAAUAACAAUAAACCAUUUAAAAGACAGGUGUUAUGAUAAUAACAUGUGUUACUGGUACAUAACUUCUCUGAAGUAAAAUGUGAAAUGCAUGGAUUUUAAUUUCAAAGGACAAAUCAGUUAUCAUGGGUUGUAUUCAAUGUGUAUUACUGUGUAUCAUGUAAGUUUCUGUGCCAGGCUCAAUGACCUAUGAACUAAAAUAUGUAUAUAUAUGUUGUUGUCAAAAGUUUACAUACCCUCUAUCUGCAGAAGUGUUAUUUACCAAAGUAUUAAGUGUUAUAAAUAUUGUUUGAUACACUAUACUUACACAGCAAUGAUACCUCUUGUGAGUGUGUUGAACACUCAUUCGUCUCUAACAAGUGGUAGUUAAAAAUCUGGUCAAUUAACUGAGUUAAGGCACAGGGUACCAAUAUUCAUGAAAUUCAACAGCAUUCAUACCCUGACAAUGAAAAUGAAAUUAAUAGCUAGUUGAGGCACCUUUAGCAAUAAUAACCUCUUUUAAACAAUUAGGAUAUCUGUCAAUGAGCUUUUGGCAUGAUUCUUUAGUGAUUGUUGACCAUUCUUCAACGCAAAAUUGUUCCUGUUCAUUCAAAUUCUGAGGGCUUCUCUUGUGCACAACUCUUCAACUCAUACCAAAGAUUCUCAAUCGGAUUUAGAUCUGGACUUUGACUAGGCCAUUCCAGAACCUUGAUUUUAUUCUUCUUUAACCAUCCUGAAGUAGAUUUUGAUGUGUGCUUUGGAUCGUUGUUGUGUUAGAACGUCCAGUUACGCUUUAAACCAAGUUUUGUAACAGAGGGUUUCAGAUGAUUGGCCAGUAUAUUUUGGUAUGCUAUGGAAUCCAUUUUACCAUAUGGAACAAAAUUCCCUGUGCCAUUAGAGGAAAAUCAGCCACAUAGAAGGAUAUUAUGCUUGACAGUAGGUAUGGUGUUCUUUUCUUUGUACACCUCACCAGACUUUCUUCAAAUGUAACAACUAUCUGCGUGACCAAAUAGCUCGAUUCUUGUUUCAUCACUCCACAAAACCUUUGACCAGAACUCAUAUCCACCGUUAAAAUGCCGUUUUGCAAACUUUAAGCGAUUGUCUUUGUGACAUUUUCCUAAGAGUGGCUUUUUCCUUGGCCUGCGACCAUUGAGACCUUCACCAUGCAAUACUCGACCUGUGGUUGAAAUGGAAACCCCAGUCCCACUUGCAGCCAGUUCACUUUGAAUAUCUUUGGCGCUCAUUCUCAGAUUGUUAUUAACCCUCCUCACAAUUCUUCUGCUUGUUCUUCCAGACCGAGGGAGCGUUGUGACAGUACCAUGAGUCUUGUACUUCAUGAUAAUGGAAACAAGAGUUUAAAUUGGGAUACUCAAAUGCUUGUAAAUAAUCUUGUAUCCUUCUCCAGCUUUAUGACAAUAAAUAAUUUUCUGCUUAAAGUCUUCAGAUAGCUCUUUACUUUUUCCCAUAUUGACUUAUUGGUAAUGACAGCAAUGCCUAACCCUUUUAUACUCUCUAAGAAUGUUCACCUACAAUCCAGCAUUAUCUAGACUUUUCUAGAAUUAGGUUCUGCAUUAUCAUAUUGACAUUUCUAGCACCUUGUAGACAAUAAUAUCAUAGCAUCAAAGAGUAUGAAUACUUUUGAAUUAGCAUUUUUGGAGUACUGCAAAAAAAUUACUGAAAUAUAUAAUUGUAGACAUAUAUUUCUUGUAACUUUUUUUCCUCAUCCACAAAAGCAAA
Messenger RNA from Acipenser ruthenus (sterlet), 4243 nucleotides. It is a transcript of the gene lrit1a, whose product is annotated as leucine-rich repeat, immunoglobulin-like and transmembrane domains 1a. The coding region runs from base 125 to 2080 and encodes 651 amino acids. Lineage: Eukaryota; Metazoa; Chordata; Actinopteri; Acipenseriformes; Acipenseridae. The transcript is spliced from 4 exons. Gene Ontology annotation, cellular component: endoplasmic reticulum membrane. The record is from RefSeq and is a predicted model, not a curated record. Gene Ontology annotation, molecular function: protein binding.